This is a messenger RNA of Oryza sativa Japonica Group (Japanese rice), 3433 nucleotides long. RefSeq lists its product as uncharacterized. The record is from RefSeq and is a predicted model, not a curated record. NCBI's taxonomy places the organism in Eukaryota, Viridiplantae, Streptophyta, Magnoliopsida, Poales, Poaceae.
GACGAGGAGAAACCCACGAGGGGUGGUCAUUCCCGAGUCCCCAUCUGGCCAUCUCUCCAAUCUCCAUGACAAAAAAAUAACCAACCGGUCGAAAGAAAAAUUCAACGAGUUGUGAAGACUUGUCCUCCAAUUUCCCAACUCCCCAAUCUGUCACCUCGCAGCUUCACGCUUCCACGCACACAGAUCAAAUCUCGAAAUCCUACGACUCGUAGGAUGGAGGAGUCGGAGUAGUAGUAAACGGCGAUCGGAUCGAAUCGAAUCAUCGGCGCUGCUGCCUCCCCGAGCCGUGACCCCCCCCCUCCAAACCGCCGAUAAGCUAAAUUCAUUCACACUCCACUUCACUCGCUCACGCUUCGCCGUCCGCGUCGCGUCGCGUUGCGUCGGCGGCGCCGCUGCACUGCACGCCUCGCCACCGGCGAGCGAAGGGAAGGAAGAGGAGGAGGAGGAGUUGGUGGUGGUGGUGGUGGCGCGGAGUCAGUGGCGGCGGCGGCGCGGGUGGAGAUGAAGGCGAAGAGCCUCCCGUUCAUCGCCUCGGAGCACAAGCGGGAUGCAUAUGGAUUCGCUGUGCGGCCACAACACUUGCAACGGUACAGAGAGUAUGCAAACAUCUACAAGGAGGAGGAAGAGGAGAGAUCUGAGAGAUGGAAGAAUUUUCUGGAUAGCCAAGCUGAGUACGAUGAAUCAUCCGGAGAGGAUCAGGAUGCCAAGGUUUCACCAUCCGCUGAGGAUGAAGAAGCUGGCAAGAAAGCUGAGGAUGGCAGGUCCAAAUUGUCAGACGAACAGAAAGUGAAACAGCAGAGACCACAUAAGAUUCAGAUAUGGUCGGAAAUAAGGCCCUCCUUAGGCCACAUUGGGGAGAUGAUGAGCUUGCGUGUCAAGAAGAAGCAAUCUUCUGCAGAUAAGGAGAAUGCAGCGAAUGAACUCCAAUCUGCAAAUAAUGAAGAAAUCAAACCCUCAGAGGACUCCGAUGAUGAGUUCUAUGAUGUAGAGAAAGUUGAUCCCAACCAAGAAGGGCCUGUAGCUGAUAGUGCUGAUGCUGAUUCAGGCAUGAAUGUUGAUGCGAAUCAAGAAGGGCAUUAUCCUUGGAAGGAAGAAUUGGAAUGCCUAGUCCGUGAUGGGUUGCCAAUGGCUCUGAGAGGAGAGCUAUGGCAAGCUUUUGUUGGUAUCGGAGCUCGUCGGGUGAAAGGCUACUAUGAGUCUCUCCUUGCAGCUGAUGAUGAAAGAGAGAACAGCAAAGGUUCUGAUUCUCCAACUAUGGAAGGGAAACCAAAAGGAUCGCCAUUUUCUUCUGAAAAGUGGAAAGGGCAAAUAGAGAAGGAUUUGCCUAGAACGUUCCCAGGUCAUCCCGCACUAGAUGAGGAUGGCAGAAAUGCUUUAAGACGCUUGCUCACAGCUUAUGCGAGACAUAACCCAUCAGUUGGUUACUGUCAGGCAAUGAAUUUCUUUGCUGGUCUGUUACUUCUCCUAAUGCCAGAGGAGAAUGCAUUUUGGGCAUUGACAGGCAUUAUGGAUGAUUAUUUUGAUGGCUACUUUUCUGAAGAAAUGAUAGAAUGUCAGGUUGAUCAGCUUGUUUUAGAGGAGUUAGUCCGGGAGAAAUUUCCAAAACUAGGUUUGCGCAUUAUUCUUGUUUGUAUUAAAAUAUCUGUAUAUCAUGACUUGGCAUAUAUGUUAACCGACAAUUUUGACUACUUUUAUGCAUGGUUUUUUGCAGUAAAUCACCUGGAUUACCUCGGCGUUCAAGUUGCAUGGGUUACUGGACCAUGGUUUCUAUCUAUAUUCAUGAACAUGCUACCAUGGGAAAGUGUCCUUCGAGUUUGGGAUGUGCUUCUGUUUGAUGGAAAUCGCGUGAUGCUCUUUCGAACAGCUCUUGCCCUAAUGGAGUUGUAUGGUCCUGCGCUUGUGACAACAAAGGAUGCUGGGGAUGCUGUGACCCUUUUACAGUCUUUGGCUGGUUCUACUUUUGACAGCAGCCAACUUGUUUUAACUGCAUGCAUGGGUUAUCAAGCUGUAGACGAAGCAAGGCUGCAAGAACUGCGAAAUAAACACCGGCCAUCUGUUAUAUCUUCAAUGGAACAGAGAGCAAAAGGUCUUCGUGUUUGGAGGGACACCAAUGGCCUUGCGUCAAAGCUCUAUAAUUUCAAGCGUGACCCUGAACCAUUGGUGUCUUUAUCAACAGAACAAUUAAGUGACUUGACAGAAACUAGUUCUGGAAGUACAGAUGACAUGUAUAGUGGCCUGACUGUCAACACUGAGAUUGAUUCUUUGCCUGAUCCAAAAGACCAGGUGGUCUGGCUGAAGGUUGAGUUAUGUCAACUGCUGGAGGAGAGAAGAUCAGCUGUUCUGAGGGCUGAUGAAUUAGAGACAGCGCUGAUGGAGAUGGUUAAGCAGGAUAAUAGGCGGGAAUUAAGCGCAAAGGUCGAGCAAUUGGAACAGGAGUUAUCUGAUCUAAGGCAAGCUCUAUUAGACAAGCAGGAACAGGAGCAAGCAAUGCUUCAGGUCCUGAUGCGUGUAGAGCAAGAACAGAAAGUCACUGAGGAUGCGCGCAUAUUCGCUGAGCAAGAUGCUGCUGCUCAGAAAUAUGCUGCACAUGUGCUCCAGGAAAAGUAUGAGGAAGCUAUGGCUUCACUAGCACAAAUGGAGAACAGAGCAGUCAUGGCAGAAACUAUGCUGGAAGCAACACUGCAGUAUCAAUCAAGCCAGCAAAAGGCACAAUUGCCAUCCCCUUCACCUUCUCCAAGGACACCAACAAGGGAUGCAUCACCUGGCCAAGUGAACCAAGAUUCAUCACAGGAGUUUCAACCUAGAAGAAUAAGUUUGCUUGCUCCGUUUUCCCUUGGCUGGCGUGACAAGAACAAGGGCAAACAGAAUAUCUCCGACGAGUCAACAAACGGCAAUCUUAAUAGCAAUACUGAGCAAAUGGUUGACACACCCAAGAAGGAUGAUGAAAAGCAAGGAGACUCUCCACAGGAGGGUGAACAAAGAGUGGAUACACCCAGAAGAGAUAGUGAGCACAGAUUAGACACGCCGGAGACCACAAUAAAGUUGGAAGAACAGUUGGAAGAAAUAAAGUUGGAUUGAUAAUCACAAGCCCACCCAUCGGCGAAUUUUUACCAAUAUGGUUAACUACUGCCGUGGUAUUAAAGGGUAGUUCAAGCCACAAUCUACGGCCAAUAUAAAAGUAUGUGUUGUAUUUAUUCUUUUUAUUUAUUUUCUCCUACUCCCUUUUCCUUCUUAAUUUUGUCUUUGUUUUGCAACCAUUUUUUCCUAGGUUUAUAGAUUUAAUCUUUUUAGCCACGGGUUGAUGGGAGAGAAUAAAUUGUGUUUAUUCAUUCAAUCAGGAUGAGUUGUAAGUUAUCGAUAGGCACAUGAAAAAUGUAUGAAAUGAAUGAAUCUACCAGCAAUUUAUGAAAGAGAACGUCACUAUUGGCAUCAA